AUGGCAGUGCAGUCCGAGGUUGCUGUACAGAGCGCUCCUAAGUCGACACACGUUCAGGAUGAAGCUCUCCAGCCAUUCCUCCAAUCUCAAUUCGAUCCGGCCGACUACCUGAAUGCGACUCUGCCCUCGUUGACCUUCUCCAACCCUACCAAGGAUCGUGUCUCUCUCGCCGAACUGUCCACACAAACCCAGACGCUUAUCUCACAACUUAAUGUGCAAACCUCGCGCCUCACCAACACUCUCAAUCAGCUCACCGAUGAUAUCCUACGAAGCGGCAGCAGGCUUGCCUACCAAGUCGAGAUGCUUCGUGGUGAGACUGCUGGCCUUACGGAUACCUUGAACACCUCCCUUCGACCCGAAAUCGCCUUAUUUGCUUCUCAGGUCUUGCUAGAGCCUACACAACCUAAAGAAGACGACGUUCCUCCCAACCAACCUGCCGUGUCAACUUCGACUCAACCCACCGAACCAGACUACAUCUCGAAGCUUCGUACGCUUGUCAUGGUGCGACAGCGUCUCGACUCCGUCAUCAAAGUUUUCGGCGAGGCCAUGGCCUGGCCCAUCGCUCCCUCCGAUCUCGUUUCGUCCUCGUUCAUCUCGGUAUCAGCUCCCUCGGCUGGAGGCCCGGAAGAAACACGCAAUCGUGAAGAGAAGGCAAAAGAACAUGCACAAAAGCUGCGAGACGAGAUCGCUCAACUGUUACAAAGUGCUGUCUCAAGCCAAGAAGGCAUCACUGCUGCAAUCAAAAGGAUCGACGAGCUGAGAGACCUCUCGACCAUCUGGAAAGGCACCGCUGAGGAGAAGGCUCGAGCCCGUCAGCUUGACAGUCUUGAGAAGAUUGUCGAGGAUGAGCAANAAGCUCUCGCUCGCAAGGCAGAUGCGAAAAAGCGAACAGCAUCUCCUGCAGCAGUCGACUAUAAGUACAACAAUGGUGCUGAGUCCACCCGUACUAGCAACCAGGGCAGCGGUUAUGGAUUCAUGAACAACUUGCGCCGUAUCAAAGAUGACAUCUACCUCGAUUGA
Molecule: messenger RNA, 1020 nt
Organism: Aureobasidium musti
Lineage: Eukaryota; Fungi; Ascomycota; Dothideomycetes; Dothideales; Saccotheciaceae
Source: the annotation of a GenBank genome assembly